UCCCGCACAUCAGCUGUUGUUGGAUUGUAUGAUGGUUGCGUUGCAGUGAAACAGUUGGCCAGUCCCGUCCACGCUUCAGCCGGGCAUCAUGAACCUCUGGAGCCGGAGUCUGAAGUUUGUUAUUUUGACAGCACUUCAGGCUUUAUCAGUCUCUAUCUCGGUUCGUUCCAGAUCUGUUGAAGGUAAGAGGCGAAGAAGAGGAAAUGUUUUGAGCACGACUGUUCAACACAGACCGACAGCAAAGCAGAAACACUAUGGGACUACAGUUCCUCUUCAGCUUGUUGGGCAAGACUGGAAACCAAUCAGCCAGCUCAAAUCCCAGCGUCACCCUACAUCACUAAAGCUCCUGAUAGAAGUGGAAGGUGAGCAGCUGCUCUUGGCUCUGGAGAAAAACGAGGGGCUGUUUGCAAGUAACUAUACGGAAACCCAUUACCUGGAAGAUGGCAUUGCGGUCACAGGCUCUCACAACUUCACGGCAAAUUGCUACUACCACGGUGAGGUGGAGGGUCAUGCCAACUCGGACGUCAGCCUCAGUACCUGUGCUGGUAUUAAAGGUUUCAUAACUCUUGAAGGCAAAUCCUAUGUACUGGAACCAUCUGCUGAUCACUCUGAUGGGACUCACUGGAUCUACACAGCUGAACACCUCUAUUUUGCACCUGGCACCUGUGGCCAUGAAUUUAACAUAUCCUACCCCAUUGAACAUGCAGACAGCAGUCCGUUCAAGGCUUUCGGCACAAGGCAUAAACGCCACGUCCAGACUACGACCAAGUAUGUGGAGCUGAUCAUUGUGGCCGACAACAGAGAGUUUCAGAAGCAAGGCAAGGACAUGGAGAAGGUCAAGCAGCGACUGGCUGAGAUCGCCAAUUACGUGGACAAGUUCUACAGGGCUCUGAAUAUCCGUGUGGCCCUGGUGGGCCUGGAGGUGUGGAGUGAUGUGGACAAGUGCCCCAUCACCCAGGACCCGUUCACCACCUUGCACGAGUUCCUAGAUUGGAGGAAAGUCAAGCUGCUGCCUCAGAAGCCUCAUGACAACGCCCAGCUAAUCAGUGGGGUUUAUUUCCAGGGCACCACCAUUGGUAUGGCACCCAUCAUGAGUAUGUGCACAGCAGAGCAGUCGGGAGGAAUCGUCAUGGACCAUUCGGACAACCCCCUUGGCGCUGCAGUCACUCUGGCCCACGAGCUCGGACACAAUUUUGGAAUGAACCAUGACACCCCAGAGAGGGGGUGUGGCUGCAGGGUGACCGUGGAUCGUGGAGGCUGCAUCAUGACUCCCUCCACCGGGUACCCGUUCCCCACAGUGUUCAGCAGCUGCAGCAAGAAGGACCUGACGGCCAGUUUUGAAAAGGGUGUCGGGAUGUGUCUGUUCAACAUGCCUGAGGUCAAGGUUCUCUACGGUGGGCAAAAAUGUGGCAACGGCUACGUGGAGGAGGGAGAGGAGUGUGACUGUGGAGAACUUGAGGAAUGUGUGAAUCCGUGCUGCAAUGCUACUACCUGCACUCUGAAGGGGGAUGCUGUUUGUGCACAUGGACAGUGCUGCCAGGACUGUCAGCUGAAGCCAGCAGGCACUCCAUGCCGUGAAUCCAGUAACUCUUGUGAUCUGCCUGAGUUCUGCACCGGCGGCAGCCCUCACUGCCCCUCCAAUGUCUACCUGCACGACGGCCACGCCUGCCAAAACGUGGACGGCUACUGUUAUAACGGCAUCUGCCAGACUCACGAGCAGCAAUGCAUCACGCUGUGGGGCCAAGGAGCAAAGGCAGCUCCAGGCAUCUGCUUUCAAAGGGUCAACUCAGCAGGAGACCCCUAUGGCAACUGUGGCAAAGACUCCAAAGGCUCCUUUGCCAAAUGUGAAGCACGAGAUGCUAAAUGUGGCAAAAUCCAGUGUCAAGGAGGAGCUAACCGCCCAGUAAUUGGUACCAACGCUGUUUCCAUAGAAACAAACAUUCCCAUGCAGGAAGGGGGAAGGAUACUGUGCCGAGGCACACAUGUCUAUUUGGGUGAUGACAUGCCUGACCCCGGCCUGGUCCUAACGGGGACCAAGUGUGGAGAUGGACUGAUGUGUCUGAAUCGUCGGUGCCAGAAUGUCAGUGUCUUUGGUGUGCAUGAAUGCUCAGCCAAGUGCAGCAGCCAAGGGGUGUGCAACAACAACAAGAACUGUCACUGCGAGGCUCAUUGGGCGCCUCCCUUCUGUGACAAGGCAGGUUUUGGAGGGAGUGUGGACAGUGGUCCCAUCAGAUUAGCAAACAGUGGGACUCUGACAGUGGGCAUCCUGGUGGCUCUCCUUACUGUCCUGGGAGCUGCUCUGAUCAUCUGCAUCAAGAGAAAAACAGUGCUGGGUCUGCUCUUCAUAAGUAAAAAGAACCCAAUUGAGAAGCACAGAUCAGUAAACGCCGCAAUCAGCGGACCAUCCACUCCGAACCAGCCUCGGUCAUUAAGCACGACGUCUCCAUCUCGACCGGCCCCGCCUCUGCCACACAGUGCCACCAUCUUCAAGCCUCCUCACCGUGGACCAGAGGCGGUGCUACCACCGGCUCCCUACCCCUCCCACAGCCUACACAGACUGCCCCAGUGCCCUCCGGUUCACCUCAGCCACCCUGUCCCUCUGUCUUUCACCCUGUCCCUCUCCCCUGGCCCCGGGCUGCCGAGACCCCCGCUGCCUCCUCCUCACAUCCAUGUCGUACCAAGAGGGGCGUCGUUUCGCAGUGCGUCACGCCAUAACUCUUGCAGGAUGGUCAUGGAGUUGGAGAAGCCCAGUCCUCCUCAGAAACCCCUUCCUGCCGAUCCAAGGAGCUCUCGUCUGGUUCGAAGUCCCUCUGUAGUCCAGGGGCCUUCUGCUGUUUGCGGCCCUGCACCAUUACCUGACGUAUCCAGACCUGUGCGCCCCAUACCACACCCCAACAGACCCAGUCCCAAGCAACCUCCAACGCUACCAAAGCCUUGCAUAAUCACCAACGUGAAAUACAGCAGCUGAGACUUUGGCCAGAUGGGACAAUGUUGUGAUAAUACACAGAAUUUGCACUAUAAAAACUCUGAAAACCUUAAAAAGAAGGCGGCUUCUCUGAGUUUUGUAUCAGGAGAUCUUGCCGUGUCCCUUUGGUGCUCUGUCCCUAAAUGGUGCUACGAGUCUGAGCUCAGGUACAUGUAAAGUAUUUAUAUUCUGUAUUUAUUGCCACGCAGUGCACUGUGCCAGACACUUUUACUACACGGUAGCAACUUAGAAGUUUAAAUUUGUCCUUUGCAUCAGUUUCACAAUGUGUUCUUUCUCAUUAACUGGUCUUUAUCAAGGACAGUGAAGGGAGAUUAAAAAAUAUGAAGAAAAAAUAAAGCCAAUCUGUGACAUUCUAAUUGCAGACAUGAUUUAUUAAUUGUGUUUUAAAGAAGGGAACCCUUUACAUAAUGGUUUUGUUUGUAUACUACAGGGAGUUGAAAAAGAGUAUUGUGCAAUGACAGAUGAGAACAGACAACACUUUUUCUUGAAUGGUAAUGCUCUCUGUAGCACCUUUGAGCCAAUCUGAUGAGGCUUGAAACAACUACAGAAAAAGAAAAAGUGGUAUUACUGCAACAGUUCUGCAAUUGGGGAAGAGGAGCUGUUUUUUUCACAGUCCGCUGAAAUUCAGGUCUGUUUCCUUUGCGUUUAUAUUUCAGACAGGUGACAGUGACAAUUUGUGAAAUGUCACUGAUUUGCCAUUUCUUUUUCAUUAACAAGACUCAAUAGGUUCACUUGAGGGAUCUGGGUACUGAGGUAUGAACUGAACAUGGAUCUAAAAUGAGCUGAGAGCAAGGAAGCAUUCAUUCGUCAGAGAGUAAAACGUCUGAAAUAGCGCUCUGCUAAAGGUCGCGUGUGUGUUUUUGAGUAUUUCCCAGUGUGCCUGUCUACACCGAGGACUCUGUAUAAAACUCUAUGAUGAAAUCACGGAAUCACUAAGGACUUUCUUAAAGCUGUGUCCACACAGGCGUCAUGGAGGCACUCACAUGUAAACAGCCAGUGUCUGGUUACAGUUUUCAUGUGUGGAUUUUAACAACUUGACAAGGACAGAUUUCUAGAUCUCUUUCUGCCACUGAAAUGAAGUUUCAACCAAAACGUUGUGGCAGUUACUCAUUUUCUAUAUUUUGUAAAUUUUUUAUUUGGCUGUUGAGAUGGGUUUUUUUAAAGCCAGUAUACAUGCCAGAUACACACGCCUACAUUAAUUGUAUUUGUGGCAAUUAUUGAACAGUGUUUUAUUAUUUUUGCAGAAUUAUUGUUUUACUGGAUUGCAAUGCAGCGUAUAUACAUUCACACUGAGCAACUUUUCCUUUAAGCACAGCUCUUGUUCACAAAUAUGUAGCCUAACUUUGGACUUUUGUUACUUUUGAUACUGUUAUUUUUUUAAUAAUGCAGUAGUUUUACAUUCAGUGCUUUGUUUACUUUGCUUUUUCAAUGCUAUGCUAUAUGUCCACUAUAAUAGACAGUAUUUGAGUCCUGUCACCGGACUGUAAGUUAUGUCCAUAUGUUCCUCGUAUGUUGUGUUACAGGUGAACACAUUUCCAUGGAGAAUGUUUUUUUUUAUAUAAUGAUUGUUUGAUACAUCAUAUGUAAAGAAAGAAAUGUCUGUGUCUGGUCAUGGUAUUUUUAACACCUGUGCAGUAUUAGUAAAACAGUUUUUCAAAUA
This is a messenger RNA of Perca flavescens (yellow perch), 4646 nucleotides long. RefSeq names its product ADAM metallopeptidase domain 12a (gene adam12a). NCBI's taxonomy places the organism in Eukaryota, Metazoa, Chordata, Actinopteri, Perciformes, Percidae. Gene Ontology annotation, molecular function: metalloendopeptidase activity. Gene Ontology annotation, biological process: proteolysis. The record is from RefSeq and is a predicted model, not a curated record. Bases 89 to 2968 code for a protein of 959 amino acids. The transcript has 23 exons.